Messenger RNA from Hordeum vulgare subsp. vulgare (domesticated barley), 1229 nucleotides. Its product is annotated as peroxidase 2-like. Gene Ontology annotation, biological process: hydrogen peroxide catabolic process; response to oxidative stress. Gene Ontology annotation, molecular function: peroxidase activity; heme binding. The transcript is spliced from 3 exons. The record is from RefSeq and is a predicted model, not a curated record. NCBI's taxonomy places the organism in Eukaryota, Viridiplantae, Streptophyta, Magnoliopsida, Poales, Poaceae. The coding region runs from base 54 to 995 and encodes 313 amino acids.
AAAAGCUAGCUAGCUCUCCUAUAGCGACCAGCAGGCAGGUAGAGGUAGUUGUCAUGGCAUCUUCAUCUCUAUCAGUGGUGCUGCUCCUGUGCCUGGCCGCGGCGGCGUCGGCGCAGAUAUCCCCGACGUUCUACGACGCGUCGUGCCCGGUGGCGCUGGCCACCAUCAAGAGCGGCGUGGCGGCCGCCGUGAGCAGUGACCCCCGCAUGGCCGCGUCGCUGCUCCGGCUGCACUUCCACGACUGCUUCGUCCAAGGCUGUGACGCGUCCGUUCUGCUGGCUGGCAACGAGCGGAACGCAUUCGGGAACGUGGGAUCGCUGCGGGGCUUCGACGUCAUCGAAAAAAUCAAGUCGGAUGUGGAGCGCGCGUGCAAGCGCGUCGUCUCCUGCGCCGACAUCCUCGCCGUCGCCGCCCGCGAUUCCGUCGUCGCGGUGGGAGGGCCGUCGUGGACGGUGUCGCUGGGGAGGAGGGACUCUGACACGGCUAGCGAGACACUGGCCAACCGCGACCUGCCUCCGCCAUCGCUCGGCGUCGCCGACCUCAACACCCGCUUCGCCGCCAAGGGGCUCAACCUCACCGACAUGGUCGCCCUCUCCGGCGCGCACACCAUCGGCCGGGCGCAGUGCCGGAACUUCAGGAGCAGGCUCUACAACGAGGCCAACAUCGACCCGGACUUCGCGACGGCGCGCAUGGCCACCUGCCCUCAGCCCCUCGGCUCCGGCGACGGCAACCUGGCCCCGCUGGACGCCACCACCCCGGACACCUUCAACAACGAUUACUUCGUCAACCUCAAGCUCAAUAAGGGGCUCCUGCACUCCGACCAGGUGUUGUACGCCGUUGCCGGCGGUGCCACCGAAGAAAUCAUCGACGGCUUCGCAUCUAACCCGGACGCGUUCAGCAAUGCCUUCGCCGCGGCCAUGGUGAAGAUGGGGAACAUCAGCCCCUUGAUUUUCCCACAGGGUCUCAUCAGGCGCACCUGCUCCAAGACGACCUAAGAACAUAUAGCCUCCACGCCAUGCAUCAACCUGCAGCUUUGAGAUUUGAAUUAACCACAUUUUUUCUCCACAAAAUGAGCCAUCUAAUAUGUGUCUUCAGCGCCUUGUACUGCCACGUACUCCAUUAUUUGUUGCCUUCUCUGUAUCCAUUUUCACCUUUUGGGGAUCUCAACAUUCUUCUAUUAAUUUGUUUCUCGUCUGUUCUACAAUCACUAAAGGUUCGCUUCAGUUUCA